This is a messenger RNA of Cyanidioschyzon merolae strain 10D, 984 nucleotides long. Its product is annotated as ADP/ATP translocase. Gene Ontology annotation, biological process: mitochondrial ATP transmembrane transport; mitochondrial ADP transmembrane transport. The record is from RefSeq and is a predicted model, not a curated record. The transcript has a single exon. Gene Ontology annotation, cellular component: mitochondrial inner membrane. NCBI's taxonomy places the organism in Eukaryota, Rhodophyta, Bangiophyceae, Cyanidiales, Cyanidiaceae. Gene Ontology annotation, molecular function: ATP:ADP antiporter activity. Bases 1 to 984 code for a protein of 327 amino acids.
AUGUCGGAGGCAACAAAACAGCAGGCUGCGGUAAGCACGGAGCAGGUGCAGAAGGCGAAGCAGAAGGCGAAAACCUCCGUGACAUCUUUCUUGAAGGACUUGGCUGCGGGUGGUGUUGCGGGAGCGAUCAGCAAAACGGCGGUGGCACCGAUCGAGCGUGUGAAGCUGCUGUUGCAGAUUUCGUUGAGCAACCCGCAAAUAAAGCCAGAGGACCGUUAUAAUGGAAUUUUCGAUACUUUCCGGCGUGUCGUGCGAGAGCAGGGCUUUUGGUCGCUAUGGCGUGGGAACAUGGCGAACGUACUGCGCUACUUCCCGACACAGGCGUUGAACUUUGCUUUCAAGGACACGUACAAGCAAAUGUUCUUGGCCGGCGUAGAUAAGGACAAACAGUUCUGGCGUUUCUUUAUGGGUAACCUGGCUAGUGGCGGAGCUGCUGGCGCCACCUCGCUUCUCGUUGUGUACCCGCUGGACUUUGCGCGAACGCGCCUGGCUGCUGACGUCGGCAAGGGGAAGGAUCGAGCAUUCACCGGCCUUGGUGACUGCAUCAUGAAGAUCUACCGGAGCGAUGGCCUUCGGGGACUCUAUCAAGGAUUCGGCGUAAGUAUUCAAGGCAUUAUUGUGUACCGGGCGGCAUUCUUUGGCUUCUUCGACACUGCCAAGGCCUUGCUGCUGAAGGAUCCACGCAACGCGCCUGUGUGGCAGUCCUGGCUCAUUGCGCAGACCGUCACCACCGUGGCCGGUAUUAUCAGUUAUCCCUUCGACACUGUUCGCCGUCGGAUGAUGAUGCAGAGCGGUCGCGUAGGCCAGCGCGAAUACACCGGCACGCUGGACUGCUGGGCGAAGAUCAUCAAGAAUGAAGGCACUAGCGCCCUCUUCCGAGGUGCAUUCUCGAAUGUUAUCCGAGGCACGGGCGGCGCCUUUGUUCUGGUGCUCUACGAUGAGUUCAAGAAAAUCAUCAACCCAACAGCUGUGAUGUACAAGUAA